Molecule: messenger RNA, 7357 nt
Organism: Homalodisca vitripennis (glassy-winged sharpshooter)
Lineage: Eukaryota; Metazoa; Arthropoda; Insecta; Hemiptera; Cicadellidae
Gene: ed
Product: hemicentin-2
Exons: 19
Coding region: 364-4020 (1218 amino acids)
Biological process (GO): cell-cell adhesion
Cellular component (GO): cell-cell junction
Molecular function (GO): cell adhesion molecule binding
Source: RefSeq, a predicted model, not a curated record
CGGCCGCGCGUCAGUUCACUUCAGUUCGGCGUGCGGGAGGGUAGUGCUGUGCGCUCGCCGUGGUUUACGUGGGCGAGCCAUCUGUAAACUUUUCUGUGUGAAACUACCUGUGAACUCCGCUAAAACGCUGUUGUCAAGGGUUAUCGUGCAGUUUCCUGGCGAAAAUCGCCUCUCCGACGCCGAAAGGAGUGAGAAGUGGUCUUGUGGGUGCUGUGGGGGUUGCGAGACGGAAUCGAGUGGAUUAAUUAAAGUUCUGUGGAUUAUUUUGUGCCCAGGAAAAUCGUUUUGGAACUGCCAUUUUUGAGUGCUCAUAAGAUGUGGACCCUAUAAAUAAAACUGUUACGUGUCCACUUGCUCUUCGAAAUGGAUUUUCUGCGAUCAACGUUCCUUGUGAUUACUCUAUCUUCUGCAUUAGUGACAUGCCGGAGCCACGACACGAGGGAGGGUGAGGACGUGAACCUAGAGUGCAGGUUCCCUCCACAUCUAGCCACGCAGCAGGCGACAUUCUACUGGCUGCGGACCAACAAGAGAGGUCACGACAACGUAGCCAUUUCCACCGCUGCCCUAGACCCCAACUACAGGGUGGACCUGCGACCCGACCAAGGACGCUACGACCUUCUCAUCUCCAACGCCUCCUUCGACCGCGACAACGGCCAGUUUGAGUGUCGCCUGAAGGUGGUUGGCAGUGGUAAGGACCUGCACUCGCAAUCGUUCACGGUGACCGUCCUCACCGCUCCUUCGGCUCCUUCGGUCAGCCCUGGACUCAAUCCCACAGCCACCGAAGAUAAGCCUUUCCAGCUAUCCUGCAGCAGUUCUGGAGGCAGCCCCGACCCUACUGUCAGAUGGUAUCGGGAGGGUGUUCAUGAGCCUCUGGAGUCCGUACGGACUCUGACUGACCAAGGAGUUACUUCCAUUCUCACACUCUCGCCCACAAAGGAAGACGAUGGAGCUGUUUUCCGCUGCACUGUCUGGAACCGUGCGAUGUCCGCCAACACCAAGCUGGAGGCUAUGGUCCAUCUUAAUGUCAACUAUAUCCCCAGGGUUCAAAUUGGACCCGAAAACCCACUGAGGGUGGAGCGUGAUGGUACAGCCGUUCUACAGUGCAAUGUUGAUGCUAAACCUCAAGUUAGUAACGUCAGGUGGACCAGGAACAACCGGUUCAUAGCCAUUGCCUUCUCACACACGCUGCACCGUGUUGCUCUCCAGGAUGCUGGCAAAUAUACGUGUACGGCAGACAACGGGCUGGGUAAGACAGGAGAAGCAGACAUCCUGUUGGACGUGCAGUACGGACCUCAGGUGACCAUAGACAGCGGACCAGGGCAGCGGGAGGCGGAGGAGGGUGAGACGGUUACCAUCAAGUGUAAUGUGAGCGCUAACCCCCCGCCGCUGACAGUGGAGUGGACCAGGGAGGGCCGCCCCGACUUCAGGCAGACUGGGCAGACUCUAAAGUUACAUAGAGUGGCCGCCGAUUCUGCAGGCACGUAUACCUGCCGAGCUCUCAACAUACUGACGGUGGGAGGGAAGACCGCCAACAAGAUUGGAAAUGCUUCAGUCACUCUGCUCGUAAGACACAAGCCAGGUCGAGCCCAGAUCACCCCUGAUCGUCCAGUGGCUACUGAGGGCUCAGGAGUAACGCUGACAUGUUCCUCUUCUCCUCCUGGCUGGCCUGUGCCUCAGUAUCGCUGGUGGAGGGACCAGGACGACUCUGCUCAGACCACCACCGUCCUGGCCACUGGGCCCAAGUACAACAUCCCCUCCGCCCACCUGGCCAGUGAGGGCAAGUAUCACUGUCAGGCCACCAACGACAUGGGCCAUGGUGAGGAAGCCACUGUGGUCCUCACAGUGCACCAGCCCCCGAGGUUCUUGGCCAAGCUGCAACCCCAUGUUACAAAGAGGAUUGGAGAUUCAGAAUUCAGUGCAAUGUGUGGAGCCCAAGGAAAACCAAAACCUUCAAUAAAAUGGUUCAAGGAUGGACAGGAAGUUUCUUUGGAGAAGUUCGACAUUUCUACGGAUGAAUCAGAAGGACGCAACUCUGUAUACACGGUACAGAGCACACUAAGGUUCAGCGGACGCAACCGCCCAGGGGGUAACCAGUUGAUGCCAGCUGACCGUGGUGUUUACUCAUGUGUCUUCGAGAACGAAGUCAAGCGUGCUGAGACGACUAUGCAUCUCAGGAUAGAACAUGAGCCAAUUGUGGUGAAUACACCACACAAGGUGGCGUAUGACUUACGGGAGACGGCAGAGGUGAUGUGUCGCGUGCAAGCCUAUCCCCGGCCAGAGUUCCAGUGGAACUUCGGCAACAAUGCAGCUCACCUGACCACCGGCGCAGAUGGCCAUUACGAGAUCAACACCACCAUCAACCAGAGUGGAGGAGAUAUCUACACAAGCAUCCUAUCCAUUGCCAACAUCCAAGCACAUGACUAUGGCGACUACAACUGCAGGGUGACCAACAUGAUUGGCAAGGUAAGGACCACAAUCAGGUUGCAACCAAAGGGACCACCAGAGAAACCGGAAUCACUGACGCCAGUAGCUAUCGGACACAGCUUUGUGACACUGCGCUACACUCCUGGGUUCGAUGGAGGAGUACAUGACACCAAGUACUUCGUGUCGUACCGGCGCACUGCAGACAGUGGUGAUGAUGAAUGUGUCAAUGCGCGGCGCAGUGGUGCUCCGGACAGCUGGCAUGAGGUGGACUGCCAACGCAACAACCCCUGCAAUGUUACCAGUCUAGACCAGCAUCAGCGGUACAUCUUCAAGAUGAAAGCCUACAACAACAAAGGCCACAGCAAUUACUCAGACGAGGCGAGUGCAGUAACGAAGGUGGAUAGGAUACCAGCCCCUCAGCGAGUCGCCUACGACCCCGAGACUCACUCUCUCACCCUCAACAUUGCUGCCACUUGUCUGCGAAUGGUCGGGAUCAUUGAGGUGUUGACAAAUCACAUUCACGAAGAGGACUGGAGUCCGCUGGAGGAGCAUCUGGCUCUGGCUCCAAGUGGGGCUAGCCCUACCCGCCAUGAGGCCACUAUCAGUUCCCUGCACCGCACGGCGGGGCCUGGUGGGCGCUCCCUAGAUCCUGACAGCAUGUUCCAGGACGAUACAGUGCUGCCUGUCAUCAAAGAGGAGACAGUCCGGGUCCGUGUCAAACUAUGCCUCGAGAACAACAUUCAGGCGUGUGGCAACUAUGUGGAGGCUGAGAUCGGCCCUCCAUACAUCAAGGAAGCCUCGACCCUGUCUACUCCGACACUGGUAGCGAUCAUCGUGUCUUGUGUGGUGUUCGUCCUCUUCAUUGGCCUCAUGUUCGUAUAUUGCCGCUGCCGAAAGGUCCAAACAAAGAAGGGCAGUGGAAAGGACUAUGAGAUGGAAACCACCACGGUUCACCCUAGUAUCGUGCAGCAACCACCCCCGCCCUACUACCCUUCCUCUGGGAUGGAGAACAAGGCUCUGGAUAUGGACCCCUCCAAGACAGCUGUCUACGCAGGCCAGAACGGCUAUGGAUACCAUGGUGCUAAUCAGAACGGUGGAGAAUGGGUUAACAUGGGCUACAUGGAGAACAGUUAUUCCAAUUCCAACAAUGGUGGCUCCCAGGACUCUCUGUGGCAGAUGAAAAUGGCAGCCGCCAACAACAAUGCAAACUCCGGGAGCAAUCCGGAACACCACCACCAUCACAUACCCAACCAUUACGCCGGUUACGACCCACUGACUCACGGCGGCUAUGGAGCCGUGGACGACUAUGCCCCCUACCCCCAUCUGGUCUCCUCCGCAUCUCCCGACUACAGCCGCAAUGCCUCUAGACAAGACUACACUCCCGACAAGUGCCGCAGACGUGAACACCACUUAGAGUCACCGUAUCAUGACGUAAGUGGACUUCCAGACCCUUAUCAUCUUAUGUUGGAGAAUGAAGAAAACCACCCCAAGAAACCACAUCAAGAAGUUUCCCUCUCCCUGGACGAAAGCCUAGAGUCUGGGUACUCGACUCCAAACUCCCGCAGUAGAAGAAUUAUCCGUGAGAUCAUCGUCUGAACUGCAGCCCCGCCAACCCUACUUUGGGUGUGGAAGUGUACAUUUAAUUACAUGGUGCUCAUUUGCCAUCGUAAACUAUUACAAAACCGUUCAAUGAAUGUAAUUAAUGUUAUCAAAUUGUUGACAUUUGAUAUGUAAAUAACUUAAUGUACAUAUUAAACUGAUAGGAGUUAUCUAUUUAUCAAAUUGACUGAUUUGUCGAAGGAGUUUACUCGUUGUAAUAUAUGUGUAAAUAAAGGGCUUGUGGACAAACGAAAAGUACAAAUGUGACUGGUUCAUAUUUUAACGGACAGAAUAAAAAUAAAUGAAAUAUGAGGUUAAUAUUUCUGUAUUUCAAGGAAAUGUAGUAUGAAGCUACAAUUCCUUAUUGGCAUUAAUGUAUUAAAUUAGCCGUAAUAAGUCAAAUAUGACUUGUGUACUUUCAGUUGUACUUGGAAUACAUAAUAAUAGUUUAUUAAAUCAUUUUGAGGUGAAAAUAUUAAUGUCUUCAGUAAAUUAAAAACAAAUCCCAUAGUAAAUAAAUAAUGAUUAUGGUUUAAAAGUAAAAAUAAACUCUAAUGUGUUACACUAUUUUAUGAGUAAUAUUUCAGUUUGUGUGUAUUCAUGAGAAAUUUAACAGGAUAAAAAAAGACUGAAUACAUAAAGCUAUUGGGGCAAAAGUAUAUCUUGCUGGGUUUUGGUAGUUAUGUUGGAAGUAGUGGUGUUAUCGCGGGGAGAUCAUAAUUUAUUUAUCUUUAGACAAAAUUACUAAAUUUUAUGUUCAUUUAAAAUAUUAUAACUGUAAAUAUAUUUACAAUUAUUAUUCUAAAAAUAAUUUGUGAUACAAUAUAAAACGUUUACCAGCAUUGAAGCAAAAAAAAAAAAAAAUACUUAUCCGGAUGAAUAUUACUAAGAGCAAUUGAUACAAUGCAAGUAUAUAACAUUAAAAAUAUUAUGGGGUAAGGUUCAGAAACAGGAAUGAUAAUGACACGUUAAAAAUAUCUAUGUAGGAAAGCGUUAUUAUUUCUCUUCAUGGUAAUGAAAAUGUUGUGUUUGUGUGUUAGAUGUGUUGCUGAACUGAAUAAUGAAAUUUAAAAAUAAGAAUCUCAUUAGGAUCUAAUAUUUGUGAUCAUUAUUAAUUUUCUUUACUAACAAAAAAUUACCUAGGUUCUGUAUGAAUUAGAGCUCUCUUUUUGAAUUCAAUUUUCUUCUUAAUGUGAACAUGUUUUAGAUUUUGAUUAAAUAAUUUAAUUGAAUUAAUUUAGAUUUGAAACAUUGACCCACACAUUGUAACAGUAAAAACAUUUAAUAAUUUCAACAAGAUUAUUAGAAAUACUUAGCGUUACAAUGUGGGUGGUAGUUUAAUUGCACAUUAACAAUUUAUGGAUUCAACUGUAAAAUGUAUGUAAUCACAAUAUUGAAUACAAUUUUAUAUUUAAAAUAAAUAAAUGAUAUAGCAUACUUAUUUUAAAUAAUAAGAGAAUUGUAUCUUUCAUCUGAUUAGUUACAAUUUAACCACACACAUUAUCAUAGGUAUACUUCAAUCUUUCAUUGCUUAUUUAAAUUAAAUAGGAAACAAUUUAUUCACACACACAAAAUUUUAAAAUUCGUUUGAAAUGAAUUCAUUGUCAUGUUUUGUAUAGUAAAUAAAAGAUAAUAUAAAUACUAAUUAAUAUAUUUUAAUUCAAAUUAAAAUAACAGAAUAUGUGCAAUACAAAGCAUAAGUUCUCACAUGAAGCUCUGUCGUUAUUUUUAAUUAUUUAUACAAAUCAUAUGUUCUGUAUAUAUCUUUAGUUUAAGCACUUUUCAAUAUUUUAUGUUGUCUGUUUUCAAAGUAAUCGUUUGUUUUGUUGCAUGCCAUAAGUUAUCAGAUCUAGAUAAUAUUUCUAAUGUCAGUAUAUAUAUUUAAAAUUAUUAAAAUGUCUUUGUAGUAUUUUUUAAAAUAUUCAAAAUUAAAAAUACAGUAGUGUAUCAAAUUAAUAGGUAAGUGUCACAGAUUUAAAUACUUAGAAGUUUAAAAUUAUGGAAGCGAGCAUUCAGAACUUUGUUUAGAAACGUUAUUUGGACCUAAAAACUUAUUUUAAAACUAACCACAUGUACUAUUAUUUUUAAAAUGUACUGACAUUAGUAUAUCUGACUGAAUUGACCACAUUGUUGCAACAGAAUGUCAAUAUUGAGGAGUUGCCAACUUCAUAUAGUGAGGGGUUUUUGUAUAUAAGUUUGCAGAGUGCCAUGUAUGUCCUGCUGAAGCUCAAAUUGUGCUGAUAGUUUUAGUUUGUUCCGCUAGUCUAUUAUCCGGAAAUGACUGAUCUUUUAAUCUCAUUUUAAUGUCUUGCCUUCAAUUAUUAAUUAACUUUGAUAUUUUUGUUCAGACGCACAAUUCCUUACUGUCAUUUUAACAUAUUUUUGUGUUUCUAAUAGUUAUAAGGUGUAAGGAAUUUUCUCAUAAAUGAAGAGAAAUUGUUUAAUAGUAAUUGUAGCAAGAUUCAAAUCUCAAAAUCUAUUUAUUUUAAAGUUGAACCCACAAGAAGAGAGGCUUUGGAUUCACUGUUUACACACGUCUUCAAAAUAGCUUCAAGCCUCUUCAACUUUUCUGGGUUGUUAACUAUCACUUUCAAUGAACUAUUUUUAUUGUAAUAUUGCUUAGAUUAUCUUAUUUACGUGAAUGCAAAACACUUGUUGUACGAUUACCAUGAAUGGUUUCCUGAACACAUUCAUAUACCAGUAACAUAUUAGUGUAAAAAAACUAGCAAUUUAAAAACCAUACUAUUAAAUUUUAAUCCAAAUGUGAAACUAGUAAAAAUUAAAAACACUCUAUCUGAAAAUAUGUAUAAAUUGUUACAUUUGUUUAACAGUGGAUUAUUUAUCAUACAUUUUGACUUAUUUUACAUUUUUUCCACUGAUAAAGUACAAAAAAAGUUUAAUGAAUAGAAUCGUGAAUAAAAUAAUCUGACCAGUGUUUAUUUAAAGAAAUAUAUUUAACUUUAAUUUUGCUCUCUUUCAAUGGCUGUUCUCAAGAAGGAGACUGUGAGAUACAGUCUCAAAUCUUUCAUAACUUGUAUUUGUAUGGCUUUUGUUUGCUCAUGUGCAUUGUCAUCAUAUAUCACUCACUGCAGCAAGAUCUCAUAAGUUGUUAUUGUUUUUUAUAAAAUAAAGUAAAAAAUAAAAAAAAAUGCUAACAUUUUCUAAACAGUUUAUUUCUAACUAUAUUCUUUAUAAUGGAGCCCAGUUUUGUUUUCUUUUAUAUAUGUCUGUAUAGCUGUAAUUUUAAGAUAUCUGCAAUUUCAUAAUUGUUUUUACUUGUACAGUUUCAUGUUUCUAUGUUCUUUUAUAUAAAAAAUAAUAAAUGAAAAAUGUA